AUGAAGUCAAAGCAGCAACAACAGCCAAUCACAGCCUCCCAUGAUGAGAAUGUGCCUACAACCGAGACGACAAUCGCCCAUCAGGAAAGUUCACAAAAGGGGUAUAUUAUUGGAGGGAAACACCGCGACACAGUGUGCGAGGAGGAUUCACAAGAGUUUGACAACCGGUUAUUACAGGAGGUAGACAUUGAUCUUCCUCUUACCGUGACCAAGCCGACAGAACAUAAUGGGCAGCACUUCAUUAUUCUGGAGUUUGCCGAGGGGGAUAAAGAAAAUCCAUUCAAUUGGAGUGGGAAGAGAAAAGCGUUUAUCAGUCUUCUUCUUUGUUUGAUGACUCUCUUCAUCGGCCUUGCCACAACAGCAUAUAGCUCGGGUAUCUCUCGAAUGACUGAGGAUCUGGGUGUCUCCUCAGAAUUGGGACAGCUGGGCCUCUUCACCUUCAACUUCACCUGCGCUCUUGCGCCGCUCUUCCUGGCCCCAUUCUGUGAACUGGCAGGUCGACGAGUCGUUUACGUCGGUGCUUAUGUGUGCUUCGCUCUCAUGUUCAUUGGCCUCUCGUUGGGCAAGAACAUUGCCACUAUCCUGGUCUGCCGUGCUCUGCUGGGUCUCUUUGGCUGCGUUGGCACUAUCCUCGUCGGUGGCACCUUUGGAGAUAUGUAUACUCCAGCUCACCGUGCCAUCCCCAUGGCCUGCUUUGCCUUCGUUGCUAUCUUCGGUACCGUCGCCGCUCCCAUCUACGCUGGCUUUAUUGACCAAGCUCUCGGCUGGCGAUGGGUUGAGGGUAUUCAAGGUCUGGCCAAUAUCCCCUUGGUUAUUGUCAUUACACUCUGCCUCCCCGAGACUCGCGGUGGCGUGACUCUCAGCCAGCGGGCCAAGAUGAUUCGCCAGUCGACUGGCGAUGAGCGCUUCGUCACCCACAACGAGCUAGAAGCACCAGGUAUCAAGGAGAUGUUGCACAACUCCUCAGUCAAGGCUAUUCAGAUGCUCUUCUCUGAGCCCGUUGUCUUUGCUUUUGGUCUUUGGAUCAGCUUUGCCUGGUUCUUGGCCUUCCUGUUCCUCUCUGCUAUCCCCAUCACCUAUCAGGAGAAGCGUGGCUGGGGCGAGGGCGUGUCGGGCCUGCCCUACAUCGCUCUCUGUGUCGGCACUACUAUCGGUUUCGCUCUCAACUUCUUCCAGAUUCGAAAGUACGAAUCAAUCAUCGCCGACCCCAACAAAGAGGCUCAGCCAGAGGCUCGUCUCUACGGAGCUUUGUGCGGUGCAGUCUGGCUCCCCAUUGGCCUCUUCAUCUACAGCUUCACCCAGUAUAAGGAGCUCUUCUGGUUUGGCCCCAUAGUCGGCCUGGUGCUUAUUGCCAUUGGUAUUUUCUUCAUUUUCGAGUCCUGCUACAGCUACACCUCCGACUGCUAUGGCGAGAACUCAUCUUCUGCCAUUGCCGGCCAGGGUUUCAUGCGUAACACUCUCGGUGCUGUGUCGCCUUUGUUUGCCUCGCAGUUCUUCCACAACCUUGGUAGUCAGUAUGCUGGUCUGCUACUGGCACUCGUUGCUACUUUCUUGACAUUGAUUCCGUUUGUGCUGUACAAGUUUGGACCUGAUUUGCGGGCACGAUCCAAGCUAGCAAGUACUACUAUCAGCCUCGGUACAGGCAGUCUGUAG
Penicillium cataractarum is the source of this 1653-nucleotide messenger RNA. RefSeq names its product MFS transporter. Bases 1 to 1653 code for a protein of 550 amino acids. The transcript has a single exon. Gene Ontology annotation, biological process: transmembrane transport. The record is from RefSeq and is a predicted model, not a curated record. NCBI's taxonomy places the organism in Eukaryota, Fungi, Ascomycota, Eurotiomycetes, Eurotiales, Aspergillaceae. Gene Ontology annotation, molecular function: transmembrane transporter activity.